UCCUAAAAAUAAUGGGCGUGUCACUCUUAAAUGUAGGACUCCUAACUUUUUUCACUAAGAGCAAUUCACAAAGUAUUUUAGGCCUAAAAGUAGCACCUAAGUCAAGGAGAGCUUAAAAGUCCUCAAGAGGACUCCUAACUCACUAAGACCUAUUCACAAAGAAUCCUAAAAUGGCUGCGAGACGAAAUGCUUUGGAGACAAUGGAAGACCGUGAGUUAAUCAAGAGAUAUAGGCUAAAUCGUGAGGGUAUUCAACUUGUUGUGGACUUAGUGCGGGAUGCAAUAACAUCCCCGACUAACAGGAAUAAUCCCAUUAGUCCCGAAAUAAAAUGUUUAGUAACACUACGUUAUUUAGCAACAGGGAAAAUGCAACUUUGCAAUGCCGACGAUUUAGCAAUAUCACAACCAUCAGUCAGCCGUGCCAUAAACCAAACUAUCAACGCGCUAGCUAGACCACAUAUCAUCCAACAGUUUAUCCGGUUUCCUUUGGACAUUCAACAAUUACACAGGAUCAAAGCCAACUUCAUGGCGAUUGCAGGUAUGCCCGGUGUGGUCGGUGCUAUUGACGGGACACACAUAAAAAUAAUUGCUCCAUCAAAAGAUGAGGACGUGUUCGUCAAUAGGAAGAAAGUGCAUUCCAUCAACACGCAGGUUGUUUUUGAUGCAAAUUUCAACAUACUGGAUGUUGUUGCAAAGUGGCCUGGAGCUACCCAUGAUUCGCGCAUUUUAAUGGAGAGCGGUCUGAGGCAGCUUUUUGAGAGGCACCAUGUACCAGUUGGGUGUCACUUGCUGGGUGACAGUGGCUAUCCCUGCAAGACGUGGCUUUUGACACCCUACCUCAAUCCACAACCGGGAGCACAGCUAAAGUAUAACAUAGCACACAAACAUACACGAAAUGUUGUGGAGAGAGGAAUUGGGCAGAUGAAACGUCGGUUUCAUGUACUCCACGGCGAAAUACGCCUCACCCCAGAGAGGGCAAGCACAGUCAUCACUGUAUGUGCCAUUCUACACAACCUCUGCAAGCGGAGGAACAUUCCACAGCCAGACGAUGAUGACGAUGAAGAGGACGAUGACCCCGAUGAUGAUGAUGAUGGCGCUCGACAACAUGACAAUGAAUUUGGCCGUGUGGAACCGAGUGGACUGGCAUUUAGGGAUCACUUUGUGAAUACACAUUUUAGUGAACUGGUACCAGCAGCAGGAGGGAGAGGAGAGCCAGUGGGUGCACCAAGAGGGAGAGUUGGAAGAGAAAGGGGUGGAAGAGGAAGAGCUGUGAGAGGAGGUGCAGCUGGGAGAGGAAGAGCUGUGAGAGGAGGUGCUGCUGGAAGAGGAAGAGCUGGCAGAGGAAGGGCUAGGAGGGGGAGAAGAGGAAGAGCUGUGUGAUGUGAUCAUGAUAGGGGGACUUGAACGGCGGUAUGGGCUGUUAUUUAAAGUGUUUUAAGUGCUGAAAAAUGCUCAUUGGAUAGUAUUUUGCAGGGUGCUUUUAAUUGCCUCCUUGAUUGAAAGCAAUUUACGUAUUUUUAUUGUUUGCUUUCUCUCUCUCUCUUGAACGUGCAGGCUACAACGUCAUUAUCGUGGUCUGCACAAACUUGUCAUCAUGCGUGUAUUCUGCUAACUGCACUGUCCAUAACUACUUCAUAGGAAUUCAUUUCUAGCCUAGUCUAUUUCCUUGUUUUUUGGUAAUUUAGUGGGCUCGUCUGAACAACCAAUCACCGCACUGACCGCUUCUAAACUCGUGCACGAGAAUCAACGUCAUCCAUAGCAACGGCGCGUCACUCUUAGUUCACUCUUAGUGAUUUAUCCUUAGUAAGAGUAGGUCUCAAAGGCUUUGUGAAUAACUUUUAAGAAAAAACUCCUACGUAAAAUGUUUUAGCGCGAGUUAGGAGCACUCCUAGCGCUAAGAUAAAAUGCUUUGUGAAUACGGCCCCUGAUC
Messenger RNA from Pleuronectes platessa (European plaice), 1929 nucleotides. RefSeq names its product putative nuclease HARBI1. Lineage: Eukaryota; Metazoa; Chordata; Actinopteri; Pleuronectiformes; Pleuronectidae. The record is from RefSeq and is a predicted model, not a curated record.